This is a messenger RNA of Cheilinus undulatus (humphead wrasse), 1777 nucleotides long. RefSeq names its product epithelial membrane protein 2-like. Lineage: Eukaryota; Metazoa; Chordata; Actinopteri; Labriformes; Labridae. Gene Ontology annotation, cellular component: plasma membrane. The record is from RefSeq and is a predicted model, not a curated record. The transcript is spliced from 6 exons. Bases 201 to 707 code for a protein of 168 amino acids.
UAUCGACGGAAAGGGAGGGAAAGCGGAUGAUGAGGGUGGCUAGGGGCUAACUCUGGCUAUGAUGAUGAAAAAUGCUAACACAGAGGACACAAAGGGGAGGAUAUUAAUGAGGAAGACGGGUUUGUCAACAACAGUGUGAAAACGGCGGAUGACUCAGUGGAAACAUUCAAGGCUGUAUCAAUAAUCAACAGUGCCAAACAAUGACGAACACCGCCAUCAUGCUGAUCCUCUUGGCUGCCAUCUUUGCCGUCCACAUUAUUGGCAUCAUCCUUCUCCUUGUGGCCACCAUCGACAAUGCCUGGUGGAUGACCGACACCAUAUCCACUGAUGUCUGGGGUCGAUGGGUACAGAUCAAUGGAGUGUGGAACUUCACUGACCUGCCCACGGGAUCCCAUUACCCAGAAGAUUACCUCCAAGCAGUGCAGGCCAGCUCAAUCCUCGCAUGUAUAUUCUCCAUCCUCGGCAUCUUCGUCUUCGUCGCUCAGCUCUUCACCCUCGAGAAAGGGAAGAGGUUCACCAUCUCUGGCAUCUUCCAGUUCCUGGCCUGCCUGUGCAUCAUGAUCGCAGCCUCCAUCUACACAGACCGCUUCCACCUGGACGAGGACAAUGGCUGGUACGGUCACUGCUUCAUCCUGGCGUGGAUCUCCUUUGCCCUCACGUUCAUCUCCUCCAUCACUUACUUUGUGUUACGGAAGAAAACCGCAUAAAAACGGGACUCUAGAUUCACCUCCAACCGGCCUUAAAACCUUUAGCUGGAUCUACUCUUUCAGCUUAGUCACAGAUGGUUCGUUUUUGUCAUCAGAUUUAAGCUGUGAGCGUAUUUUCAGCUGCACAUAGGAGACCUGUUACCAAAUACAAACUUGAGUUUGAUCGAGUCUGCUUAGUCUGCAGGCUCGAUCAAACACGACGUGCAUUUGAGUUUAUUUUCAACCCUGAGUUUGGGCAGGAAUUACUGAGAGCAUCUCAGGAUUAAGAAUAGUCUAGUUCUGUUUUUAAGAUGCUUUUAAAGCUCUCAGUAAUUCUGCUUUAGAGAAAACAGGUUGGAAAGUAAAAUCUGUGGUCUUUUUUUUCUGUUACGCACAUUUAUAUUAGGAUGAGUGUUGGAUAAAAAGGGGCGAGUUUAUGAUUUUAGUUUUUUGUUUUGUCGUAUUUUAAUGUUAGUUCAUUAUUGUUUCUUAUAUAUAUCUGCUCUGGAUCAUGUUAAAAAAGUGCCACUAACUCCUAAAAGUCUUAGAAUAUGACCUGAUAUGAUGUCCUUUGUUGAUAAACCUAUGCAGUUGUAUCUGUGUACAUCAACUAUAUAAUGUUGUUUUUUGUUUGUUUUUUAUAAUUUACGAUCAGAAGAGACAAUAAGUGUAUAAAUUGAAUACUUUUCGAUGCUGUUAUGGCUUUAUAAAACCUACUAUUGUAAAGCAUUUUUGGACAAAAGUUUUGAGGCCAUAUUCACAAAAAAUUCUUCCUAUUUGGAGACAGCCCAACCCAAAAAAGCAGCUUUAUAUAAAUCGAAUAAUCCAUUAUCAUGUCUUCAUUCAUGAGCAUAACUCUUUAAUAAAACAGCCUUUUAAAAGCUUCAGUCUUUAAUAAAUCAGCUGUUUCCACUCCGUGUGACAGAAAGGCGUCUAAUGCCUCGACUUAAGCGUGAGAUUUAAACUGUAAAUAUGUUUUAUUUCCCAUAAUGCUCUUUGUGCCUGAUGCUGUUGUAUUUUUGCUACCAUUAUUUCUCAUUAUCAACAGUGACAAUGAUUUUUACAAUAAUAAAACUUGAUUUUCAACCAUU